AUGCCCCCGGAUUUGAACUUCACUCAUGUGGUUUUGAUUCCAAAAAUUAAGGAAGUGGUGAGUAUGUCACACUUGAGACCCAUAGCUUUGUGCAAUGUCAUUUAUAAGAUUGCAUCCAAAGUUGUUGCUAACAGGUUGAAGAGCUUUCUACCAGCUCUUAUUUCACCUCAACAGAGUGCUUUUGUACCAAAUUGCCUAAUCUCUGAUAAUACACUUGUGGCUUCAAAGGUUGCUCACUACAUGCAUAGAUUGAAACGGGGUCAGGAGGGCUUUUUGGCUCUUAAGUUGGAUAUUAGCAAAGCCUAUGAUAGGCUGGAGUGGAGUUUUCUGCGGAAAAUUAUGCUCAAGAUGGGUUUUGCUAGUCAGUGGAUGGAACUGAUUAUGUUUUUUCUAUCCACAGUACGUUAUUCCUUUCUCAUUAAUGGCAAUGCCAAAGGUUUCAUUGAUCCACAGCGGGGUCUGAGGCAAGGUGACCCUAUCUCACCCUACUUAUUCCUGCAUUGUGUUGAAGGUUUGUCGACUCUUAUUUCUCAUGCUGUUUCUAGUGGUCAAUGGCAGGGAUUACGCAUUUGUGAUGGGCUCCUCCCUCAAGAUUGUUAUCUUAUUCGUCAGUUACUUAAUAUUUAUGAGAAAGCGUCGGGGCAACAAGUUAAUUUGCAGAAGAGUAAUGCGGUGUUCAAUGGUACUGUGCUCCCCCACUUGCGAGAAAGUAUGGCAAACAUUUUGGGAGUUCAGGUGGUAGACAAGCAUGAGAAAUACCUACGUAUCCCGACUUUAGUAAGUCGGUCCAGGAUAGAUACAUUUGCCUAUAUUAAAGACAACUUGUCCAAGAAACUGACAGGAUGGAGGUCUAAAUUAUUAAGCAUUAGUGCUGGUAGAGAGAUCUUAAUCAAAGUUGUAGCUCAGGCUAUGCCACUGUAUACAAUGAAUUAUUAUUUGCUACCUCAGUCUCUUAUUCAGGAGCAUUGUGCAAGUAGAGAUAUUCUACGGGCAGGCAUCUGGAGACAUAUUGGCAAUGGGACGACCACUAAUAUAUGGGUAGAUCCUUGGCUAAUGGGGGAGGACUUGAGUUUGUAUAGGUCAGAUCGAGCUGUUGUGGUUGCAGAUCUUUUUCUGGCUCUAAGGGUGUGGGACACUACUCUUUUAUCUAAUUUAUUCCCUGCACAUGUUGUUCAGAAUAGGGCUAGGCAGGGUCCCAGACCGACACUAUAUUUACAGGGACUGAGACCGAACUUGACAUAUUCGGGUCGGGCCCAAAACGUGAUAUCCAUACUCUGGGAUCGGAGUACACCCGAACAGAAAAUUUUCGGGUGUAGGAUUCUUGAAGAAGAGCCUUCUAAUCCUAACCCUAGUUCAGCUCUUUGGAAAAAAUUAUGGAAUACCCCUGUGCUAGGUAAUGUGAAGGUUUGUGCUUGGAAGGCAACCUCUAAUAUUCUUCCUACACGAAGCAGGCUUAGUGAAAGAGGUAUUGAUAUUGAUACCCAAUGUCCGUUUUGUAAGGAAGAAGUUGAGUUGAGUCCCUUAUUCAUGCCCUACGAGAUUGUCUCCAUGCAGUUAGUAUGCUCCAGAAACUUCUGGAUUUGGGAUGAGGAGUGCAAGUUGGCUACUGAUAUUGUGCCAAUAACGAUGGCAUUUUGUUUGGAUUCAAGUAUCACAAGAUUGGGAGUUGUGUUCAGGAACCAUGAAGGAGUUGUUUUGGGGGGCUUUCGACACACAGUAAUGGUGUCUAGUUCUGCUCAGCAUGCGGAGUUGUUGGCUCUGCUUCAAGGAGUGCAGUUGGCUAUUGAUCAGAAUUUCACACCGGUGAUAGUGGAAACAGAUUGUAUGGAUUUGGUUCACACUAUCUCUGGCUCAUCCCUUCAUCAAUCGGAGUUGGGGUUCUUAAUUGAUGAUAUGAGAAACAUGUUGCAUGAUGCUUUAGAUGCUAAAGUGGUGUUUGGUAGUAGACAGGUUAAUCUAGUAGCGCAUACUUUGGCUCAGGAGGCCAAAGUUGGUCAGUUUGGUAUUGAUUUCUUUACCAACAUUCCUCCAAGUGUGGAGGCUCUCAUACUUUCUUAUUGUAAUGAUGUUUCAUCAAUGAAUUAG
Molecule: messenger RNA, 2085 nt
Organism: Rosa chinensis
Lineage: Eukaryota; Viridiplantae; Streptophyta; Magnoliopsida; Rosales; Rosaceae
Exons: 5
Coding region: 1-2085 (694 amino acids)
Molecular function (GO): nucleic acid binding; RNA-DNA hybrid ribonuclease activity
Source: RefSeq, a predicted model, not a curated record